UCGCUGGCAUGGUGGAGAGACGCUUCAUUCGUCCUUCAUGUGCAUGGAUGCCUACGUCGUACUACAGGAUGGUUAUGGCUAGCUAAGGAAGCUUAUAACGGCAAACAUCAUGGAUGCCACCCACAGCGGUUGAACGCGUUCAAAAUGACUGUACCGCCAACUAUACUGCUCUGCUCCCUGUUGUUGCUCGGAAAGGCUCAAGGUAAUACCAACUGUGAUCAGACCAUAUCAAGUAGGAACUCCAAGAACGGCACUAUAACCAGCCCUAAUUACCCGAACCCGUAUCCGGUCAACAUACGAUGUGACUACCAGUUCGCGGGAGACUCCAAGGAAAGGGUGCAAAUCAAAUUCACAGACUUCGACCUCUACAUUCCGUCGGACAGCAUCAAAGAGUGCGAGAACGUGGAUUCUAUCAUUGGUUUUGUCACCAUAAAAGGCCAACGGGAAAGGCUGGACAACUUUUGUGGGUCUCAGCUACCGAACCAAAUCAUGUCCAACGAACACAGCAUUACAGUUGUCUUCCAGAGCUACGGCAUGCGGCCAUCAACUGUAAAGGGCUUUAGAGCAAUUUACCAGUUUGUGACCAAUUUUGGCAUACCUUCCGGUCGGCAAGAGGUUGAAGGAGAAUGCAUAUUCAUCUACAACAGCACGGAGGUGUCGAACGGAACUUUCUCCACCCCAAACUACCCUGGUGUCUACCCCAGGGACACGGAGUGCCACUAUCUCUUCUAUGGCAAAAUCAACGAAAAGAUCUAUAUCGAGUUUGCCUACUUCGAUGUGGAGGGUGUACCGCCGUGCCUCUCUGACACAGCUAGUGACUACGUAGAAUUCUCAAACUUCCGCACUGUGGAUCGAAAGAUUCCCCGGCACUGCGGAAAUCUACGGCCAUCCAAGAUCGAGUCGGAUGCAGAUUUUUUUCGAGUUGCUUUCAAGUCCAAUGACAAGUUCGACGGGACUGGAUUCGAAGCUUUCUACCAGUUUCGUAAUAAUCCUGAUCCCUUCACAGUGCGCCAAGUGUCGGCUGUUGGUAAUCAUCAGAACAGUGUGACGCUCCACAUGGCUGGCUCCCUAAGGACUGUGAUGUCAGCGCUCCUGCUGCUGCUGCUGUUGUAGCAGCGCUCAAUGCAAUAGCACAAUCUUGUGAACACCUUUGCACAGUCAUAUCACUAGCACUGUUUUCUAUCGAACGUGGACACGCAUAUUAGGAGAACUGCAUCCGGAGCCCCUCAAAGUUGCGUUGCUCACAUUUGUACGACGGCAUGCAGUCCAAUCGUCAGGAGGCAUUUUCGAAACAUUAAAUUCGUGAAAUUACGAAGAGCCCUUGGUUGUCCUCUCCACAGCACAGUCUUUUGUUCGAGGUGCGAAAUCAUCUUAAUUUGUGCGACACAAUGAGUUCUACAAUGCAAAUCAUUUUCGUUGAAACAAAUGUAAUUCAAGGUGGUUAUUAAAGUUUGGCAGACAAGUC
Ornithodoros turicata is the source of this 1465-nucleotide messenger RNA. Its product is annotated as suppressor of lurcher protein 1-like. Bases 145 to 1113 code for a protein of 322 amino acids. Gene Ontology annotation, cellular component: plasma membrane. The record is from RefSeq and is a predicted model, not a curated record. The transcript has 8 exons. NCBI's taxonomy places the organism in Eukaryota, Metazoa, Arthropoda, Arachnida, Ixodida, Argasidae.